AUGCCGCCUGUCACCGAUGGUCAGUUCUCCUUCAAUAUCGACACAUUCUAUGUCGCCGCGUCGGGAGGACAGCUUCACCGCCGUGCAGCGCCAGCUGAGAUCAAAGCCCUUUACGAUACCGCGACUACCGACAAGAGCACACCAGACCACCCAGGCCAUUGGUAUGAAGCGCAGCUCCUUCACUAUGGCCUGCCACCGUCAAAGGUCAAGGCGACUGCUAAGAUGAGGCUCUUAAAGGCCGUGCAAGACGGCGCCCUGAGUGUUCCCAAGGAAAGCCUCCAAAUCGAAAAGAAUCUGAAGAAGGAAUGGAAGAAGCAGGAUUCGGAGGAACCAGCAAAGACCAAUACGAAGACCACAACGACGAAGACUGUUACCACCAAGACUAUUACGGUUUCUAAGACGGUUGCGUCCAAAACCACCGAGAGCAAGACUACUGCGUCCAAAGCCGCGGCCAAGCCUGCAGCCGUCAAAACUGCGGCUCCCAAGGCUGCUACGUCCAAAGCUGCUACCUCCAAGAAAGAUCCCGCACCCAAGGCCACUGCGGCUAAAACCGCUGCGGCCAAAGCUACCACGACCAAGGCUGCUCCUAAAGCCGCGGCCAAACCUGCUGCUGGCAAAACUGCAACUGCCAACCUAGCUACGCCUAAGGCUGCCCCCAAGAAGGCUACGGCGCCCAGGGCCGCUGCCCCCAAAGCCACGACAGCCAGAAGUGUUACCUCUCAAUCUGCCCCAGCCAAGAGAAAGAGGGCCUCGAAUGGCGAGGAGACAGCCGACAAACCACAGACCGCCAAACGCCGCGUGUAUGGCAAAAAGGCCCAAGACAACACAAAUAUGCCCACAAACAGCUACCCCGAGCCGAGUGGAUGGUCUGAGCAGCCUGAGCAUCAGGAUGCGCCUCCCUCGUAUGAAAUCGCCUGCAGAAUGGUAAAUAUAUUCUCCCUCAUUCACAAACGCAAUGGAUACUUACCUAAUAUGCCUAAUCAGGACGGAGAACAUCCCUAUGAUGCUUUAGAUGACCAGAUGGACAUUGACGGUCCGAACGAGUUUGGUUUUGGCCAUUAUAGCGAGUCUGAAACAUGCUCAGAGCCACCAUCUCCACCUCGAGCCCUGAAAAACACCCUGGGUCUUCUCAAUGGAACGUACGAAGUUCGUUCCCCCCGUAUUGAGUGCGAGUGGCCGGACGCUGUUCGCGGGGGAAUCUUCUUAUCUCUUCGCCUUAAUGGGAAUGAGAUAUGGGGGACAUACGAGCUCGGGGCGUUUAAGGGUGUACUGUGGAUGCCACAACGACCCAUGAGGCCCUCCUUUGACAGAAUUCCGUUUAAGUGGCGUGGGCGGGAGACCGGUGAGGGUGAGAUGAGCUUUGCAGAUGACCAGGAUGGUUGGAUUGAGUUUUUAGGUAAUGGUGAUAUUGUUGGGAUGAUCAACUGCUAUGGUGAUGUCCAUUUCCGAGGGCAGCGGAUUGAUAGUUCUGUCCGGACAGCCAGUGAUCUGCGGAACGAAUGGAAUCGCUACAACGAAGAGGAAUAUGACCGAGAGUGUAGGGGUCGAUGGUGA
This is a messenger RNA of Penicillium psychrosexuale, 1554 nucleotides long. RefSeq lists its product as uncharacterized. Lineage: Eukaryota; Fungi; Ascomycota; Eurotiomycetes; Eurotiales; Aspergillaceae. The transcript has a single exon. Bases 1 to 1554 code for a protein of 517 amino acids. The record is from RefSeq and is a predicted model, not a curated record.